AGUACCUCAAUGCUGUACUUAGGUACAGUUCUGGAGUAAACGUACUUAAUUGCUUUCCACAACUAGACUCCACCAAACAACAGCACCUGCGAGCCUGCGCUGCGUGCCGCUCCACUGUUUGCUUAAUAAACUCAGUCAGGGACACAAACUGUACUGCCGAGCUCCUUUUUUCCUCUCCCUGGAAGCUGAGAUUAAAAUACAAAGAGCUCAAUUAAUCCACGAGCCCCCGCAGCAGCACGGCCCUGUGCCCAUGGCAGCCGACUAGCUAUUUCCUGUUCCACCCUCUUGGCUUUACAGUGAACAGACCUCACUGUGGUGUGUUUGUGGCCAGCAGAGGACAGAUCAGCUCCCUCUGGUCAGCAGUGUGGCUCAAAUCUGCACAGAAGGACACAAAAGUAGCAGACUAUCUCCACUAAAUGGUGAUUUCUAUAAAAGUGAGGACUCUAGUUGCAGUUUGGGCCUCUUAUAUUGGAGUCAGAUGCUUGUGGUAGAUGCAUGAGGACCCCUUUAGUUUUACGUAUCUCUUAGGAAAAGGAAACACCUCCUUUUUCAACAUGAGUCUGGACCAUUCCUGGCUGGUCCCUCCUUCCUUCUAAAGGAUGAGAGGGAGUGGAUCUUAGCUGCUUCCUCUCCGGCUUCCAGUAGCAACAUCAGCUCCUCUGUCACGCACACUGAGUGACCGACAACAACUCACUGCUUCUCCUUUUCAGCGAUGGGAUCUUAUUUAUGUGUUGGCUGAUGAGCAUGGGUCACAUUUGGAGGUAAAUUCUUGAUUCUUCAGAGGAAACUUUGUGGCAGCUCUCAUCCAGGGACCAAGGAUCUGCCUUGAGUGGAUGGUGCAGGAAUCAACUGUAAAGAAAGUCCUGGAGAUGGUAGAUAUUUGAACCCAAGUUGAACCAGGAUGGAGCCUAUUAAGAGAGACAUGGAGCUGCUCAGUAACAGCAUGGCGACCUACGCUCACAUCAAAGCCAAUCCAGAGAGCUUUGCCCUCUACUUCAUGAUGGGCGUCUGUUUCGGCCUGCUCAUGGCGCUGUGCCUCAUGGUGGCGGGCAUCGCCUGCAAGAGGACUCACCGCCACAGGAGGCCUCCUCCGUCUCCUGAGAGGAGGCAGCUGAAGGAGUCCAGCGAGGAAGAGGAGGAUGAGGAGGAUGAGGACGAGGAGAGCAUUGCAGGGGAAGACGGGGAGGAGGCGGAGAUCCCCAAAGUGACAGUGGGGCCGAUGAGCGAGCGCAGCAGCCAGUCCAACGGCACGCUGAGGAGCGUCAACGUGUUUGCGUCCGCAGAGGAGCUGGAGAAGGCGCGGCGUCUGGAGGAGAGGGAACGUAUCGUCAGGGAGAUAUGGAGGAACGGGCAGCCGGACAUCCUGGUCACAGGGACGGGGACUAUUGGUCGGGUGCAUUACCACUAACAGACACUUUGACUGAGACUGCAAAGAGAGAGACAAACGCAGUUGGACAUUGGACAGAAAUAUGUUUCACAUUGAUUUGUAUGGAGACCCAAAGUACUCAAUAUUAAAGGGACGCUCCACCAGAUUUUACACAUGAAGAUCGGUUUACUCAUCAUGAGGAAUAUGACUCAACCUGUGAAAACAGUUGUUAAUGUCUUUUAUAUCUCUGUAAGGAACUCAGUGAAGUCUGAAAAAGAGAAAUUAUGUGUAACACACUGGGGGUGUUUGGGUUUAAAGAUGUGGACAUUUACCGGUCAGGGAGGGUCUAAUGAAAGAAGAUAUCAAGUUGCAUCAUGGGAAUUGUAGGAUCCAGCAUUCCUGGAGCUUGAGCCAUACAGAGAACUGAAAAGUCGAGAUAUCCUCUGCUGCAUCAAUCUUGACCUUUUUUUUUUUUUUUUAUUAGUCUGUCUCCAAAGUUACGAAAGUGAAAUAUUAAAUUGCUGGAGUAACCCUUCAAAAUAAAUAAAUAAGACUUUAAAUUUAUGAUAUGAAUAAAUACAGAGAAAAUAUGGAAUAUAUCAAUAACAUUUUUAGUAAUCCAAUACAUUUUAAAGCUCAAUAUAAUUUAAUAUUACUUCAUCUUGCUUCUUUUCACUGAAAAGUAGUAUUAUGAAAUAAAAUGAAUUGUGAACAAUUGAAUUGUGAAAAAUGACAUUUAAUAAGAAUAAACUUAAAAAUUAAUUAAUUACCUGCAAUAACCUCUAAACUGUUAUUGUGAAAAUAAGCAGGAUGAAGUAACAUGUCAUAAUAAAAAGGCUUUUUAAGGGUUUUGAGACAUUUUCACAAUUUCAUUGUUAAAUUACACAUUUUGUCUGUAUUUUUGAAUAUGAUUAUUUCAUAAUGUCUUAUUGGUUAUUAAUAUUGAACACAUAUUUCUUGUGACAUAUGACAGAUGUUGUAUGCAUAUUUGGCCUCAUCUGUAUUUUACUCCAUGUUUGUAAUGUGAAUCAAUAAAAGUUAAACCACUUUUUGAAUCAACACCUGAACAUUUUAAUUAGUUAUUAGUAUUAACACCCGAUUUUGACUUGUUGAUGACACUAGAUGAAAAGUUGAGGGAUCACCAAAAUUACUGCAAUUCAUCCUCUGAAGAACAUGAAUGGCUGCACCAAAUUUCAUGAUAAUCCAUCCAAUAUCUUUUGAGAUAUUUCAGUCUGGACCAACCAAAUGACAUCACUGGAGCCACGCUGCUUGCA
Thunnus maccoyii (southern bluefin tuna) is the source of this 2640-nucleotide messenger RNA. It is a transcript of the gene eva1bb, whose product is annotated as eva-1 homolog Bb (C. elegans). The transcript is spliced from 3 exons. The record is from RefSeq and is a predicted model, not a curated record. Lineage: Eukaryota; Metazoa; Chordata; Actinopteri; Scombriformes; Scombridae. Bases 902 to 1408 code for a protein of 168 amino acids.